Messenger RNA from Anas platyrhynchos (mallard), 2593 nucleotides. NCBI's taxonomy places the organism in Eukaryota, Metazoa, Chordata, Aves, Anseriformes, Anatidae. The record is from RefSeq and is a predicted model, not a curated record.
AUGAAAGUCACGGGUCUUUUUGUCCCCCCAGUGCCCGCACCAUGCGCUGGGCCACAGGUCGUGCUCAUCGCCGCGCUCUGCGGGGCCUCGCUGGGCCAGUACAACGAGGAGGAGGACCUGGCGUGGUUGCAGUACUACAUGAGGCAGUCCCGCAUGUCCUCCUACAACUACAUGCCCUACUACGAGGAUGAGAACAGCCCCUACGUUUACUCCUACCUCCCGGCUCCCGACACGGAGGCAGAGCCAGGCCCCGAGCCUCAGCAGGCCCCUUCCUGGCAGUGUCCCCAGGAGUGUGACUGUCCCCCCAACUUCUCCUCGGCCAUGUACUGCGACACCCGCAACCUGAGGUACCUGCCCUUCGUGCCCACCCGCAUGAAGUACGUCUACUUCCAGAACAACCAGAUCACCGCCAUCCAGGAGGGGGCCUUCGACAACGCCACGGAGCUCGAGUGGCUGGCGCUGCACAACAACCAGAUCACCAGCGAGAAGAUGGGCAAGAGGGUCUUCGCCAAGCUGAGGAACCUGGAGAGGCUGUACAUGAACAACAACAACCUGACCAAGAUGCCCAGCCCCCUGCCCCGCUCCCUAAGAGAGCUCCACUUGUCCUACAACCAGAUCUCCAAGGUGCCCUCCAACGCUCUGGAGGGCCUGGAGAACCUCACGGCCCUGUACCUCAGCCACAACUACAUUUUUGAGAUGGGCGCUUCCCUCAAAGGGCUCAAGUCCUUGAUCCUGGCUGAUCUGAGCUACAACCACCUCAGGAAGGUCCCCGACGGGCUCCCAAUGGCCCUGGAACAGCUCUACCUGGAGUACAACCACAUCAACGCCAUCCCCGAUGACUAUUUCAAGGUCUCCCCCAAGCUGCUCUACGUGCGGAUGUCCCACAACAGCCUGACGAACCAAGGGCUCUCCACCAACACCUUCAACAGCAGCAGCAUCCUGGAGCUGGACCUCUCGUACAACAGGCUCCAGAAGAUCCCUCGGGUCAGCACCCACCUGGAGAACCUCUACCUCCAGGGGAACCAAAUCAACGAGUUCUCCAUCAGCAGCUUCUGCACCGUGGUGGACGUGAUGAAUUACUCCCGGCUCCAGGUCCUGCGGCUCGACGGCAACGAGAUCAAGCGCAACGCGGUGCCCCCCGACGCCCCGCUGUGCCUGCGGCGUGCCACCAUCAUCGAGAUCUAGCCUGGUCGUCAUCCCCCUCCCCGUGCUCCUCAGGACUUUGCUCCCCCAUCCCUGGGGGGACGCUCACUCCCCAUUUUAAUGCAGCUUGAUGGUUUGACUUGGCUUCUGCAAUAGUGCAAUAAGGGUGCUCCAAGCCCACAGGAUCCGUUGUGGGCUGGAUCUGUUCAGCCCCAAAUGUUCCCCCUUCCCCCUUUCCAGCUCUCUGGCCACGCAGGGUGGGAGAGGUCCCAGCACGAAUCCCCCCACUGGCCAUGCCCCAGCAUCCACGGGAGGGAAGGGGGAGAGCUCGUCCCAUCUCCAAAACCCAGCCCCAUUUGGGGGGUUCAGGUGUGGGUCCUGCAGAACCAGCACAGGUAACGGGGCUCACCUCGGGCCAGGCUUUGGUGGUCCCUGAGAGCUGCACGGGUAAAAGGUUAAAGGUGCUCUGGCUGCCAGCAUCCCUCUUUUUAGGACGGGGAAGGGUAAAUCCACUCUUUCCCCUUGUUUUUUCCCCUCUUUCCCCCCAGCCUCCUGCCCCAGGCAUAAAGCUCAUCGGGGAGAAACCCCAAAACUUCCUGCUGCUGCCAAGCGGCCCUAAGCUGCUGAGCUCAGAGAGAAACCCUCCCAACCCCUGCUUUGGGCCAGGACCGGGGCUGAGGGACAGGCACCUCGCAGCACCAGCACCCUGCAGAGCUCGGGGUCGUGCCAGAAGCCAGCCCCUCGCCCCCACUGCCCCCUCCCUGGGCACAGGCACCGGGUGCUGCAGCCAGAGGCACCCGGGCUCACGUUCAGCUGUAGCAUGAGGGCAGCCAGGGCUCAUACUGGGGUCUUCAGGGGGCACACAGCCCCCAUCCCACAAAUCUGCCCAAAUCACCUGCUUUCUACACGCCCCUUGCCCACAGAUGCCCCAGAUUACUGGUGUAACACGGGCCCGAGGCAGGAGAGGUGCCAGGGCCAGGCAGGAUCCACCUGGGUUUACCACAGGGAGGGAUUUUGCUGCUCGUAAAACCCCAGGACCUAACCCCAAAAGCUCAUCCAUGCCUGCAGGGUCCAUCCUGGUGUGAAUCAACUGCGGUGUGCCCGGCUCUCUCCUGCCCGUUGGUGUGACUCAUAGCUCUUCCCCGCCCCACUAAUUGGGGUCUCUCAUUAAAAAUCAAUCUAGCAGCACCAUGUCCACAGGUCAGCAGCACGCCCCCGUUCACCAAGAGCCAAAACACCCCCUUGGUUCCUUGGACGGCUGAGUUUGAGAACCAAAGGGGCAGCUGAGCUUUGGAGAUGACCUGCAAAGCUGAUUAGGUCAUCCCGACCCUCUGCAUUUAAACUGCAUGCUAACACUAUAGAAACAAAAACCCAAAAAAAAACCUGUACUAGCACCGACGCAUGAACUGUAGGUAUCAUACCGGCCAAUAAAGCCCUUUCUGUAACUGCA